Molecule: messenger RNA, 801 nt
Organism: Amorphotheca resinae ATCC 22711
Lineage: Eukaryota; Fungi; Ascomycota; Leotiomycetes; Helotiales; Amorphothecaceae
Exons: 3
Coding region: 1-630 (209 amino acids)
Source: RefSeq, a predicted model, not a curated record
AUGGUGCUGGGAAUUCUGGCUCUGGCGACCGCGGUCCCUACCAUCAUCGGGGUAAACGAAGCCACCAAAGGCACGCAAGACCACGAGCAAAAGCGGCGCGACGCCAAUCGAAAGCAGAGGAGCCACCUCAUUUCCCUUUGUGAGCUGACAGCGGCUUCUGGGAGAGACAGAGAGCAAAUCCAUGGGGCGAAGGUCGUUCUUCGCGACGGGCUGAUGUAUCUGGAGAAAAACCCCAGAAAGGACUCCCAUCCGUUCACUGGCGUCUACCACCCCCAUCCCAUGUUCGCGCCCAGCAACAUGUCUGGCCUCGUAUCGACCGUCAGUCAAGACCCACCGCUGCUACGCUGGGUCUUUGUCGAUUCCAAGACCUUUGAGGUUAGAUACGGUGGCAAGGCUGAGUCCGAGGGGCAUAUUGUCGGGCCCUGGGAUUGGACAGACGACGAGAACAAUGUCACCUUGGAGGGAUGGGAAGGGUUCCUGGCAAUUUGGGUACCGCAUGAGAAGGCAUGGAAACUGUAUUUCGACAAGAAUGACGACGGCUGUGGGCUUCCGAGAGGAACCAAGGGCGGGCUUCCGAGAGGAACCAAGGGCGUGGAGAUCUCCCUUCGCCGCAUCCUGGCUGCAUCAUAGGGUACUGGAAUCAGUUUCGAUCGGCGUCCUGGAGGCGGCUGAAAGCAAUGCGGUCUCUCUGCUCUCAUGGAACAUGUACUCGGUGCAUGAUUGGCCUCUGCCCUGUCCGAUUGGCCAGUGAUACGGGGUUGACUAUUCUUCGGACAAAGGCACGAAUGAUAUGGCAGUGCG